CCGUUGCUAUGGAGAUAGGUAAACACUCUGCUGUGUGGCGAAGUGGAUCGGAAAGUGGCAGAGUAAAAAGGCAACGUUAGGGGAAAACUCGCCCCCUAUAAUCACGAUUUCUGCUAAAUACUGCUGUUUUGGGACACUGCAGAUUAGUGAAUUCUGCCACCAUGAGUGCCACCAGAGGUAAGAGGGUUCGCUGUUUCGUCCGCACACGCCCGACGCCGUACUUCGCCAAAGAGCUGAUCAAAUUCCAUGACGACAAGAAGACGGUCACCGCCCGGAUACCGAAGGAUGACCGGCGAGGCGUGGUUAACAAUCAGCAGCUGGAAUGGCAGUUUAAGAUGGAUGGAAUCCUGCACAACUCCAGCCAGGACCAGGUGUUUGACGAGGUUGCGAGCGACAUGGUGACGUCUACCCUGGACGGUUACAACGGCACGCUGAUGUGCUACGGACAGACGGGCGCGGGAAAAACCUUCAGCAUCACCGGGGCAACGGAAGGGUUCUACCAGAGAGGCAUCAUCCCACGAGCCAUCGCGCAGACCUUCCGAGAAGUCGACGAGAGGGUAGAGCAAGCCAUCACCGUACGGAUCUCCUACCUGGAGAUCUACAACGAAGGCAUGUUCGACCUCUUGUCCACCCUUCCUGAAACCGCCGCGGAUUCCAGCCCCAUGGCUAUAGUGGAGGAUGAGAAUGGAGUCAGCGUUAAGGGGCUGUCGCUUCAUGUAGCACACAACGAAGAGGAGGCACUCAAUCUUUUGUUCGAAGGUGAAACCAACCGAGCGAUCGCGAUGCACUCCCUCAACAAGAACUCCUCCCGUUCUCACUGCAUUUUCACCAUCCAUGUCGAGUCCAGGUCGCGUACUCAGUCCAAGGCUGCCUACACCGUAUCCAAGCUAAACUUCGUUGACCUGGCGGGUUCCGAGCGGCUCAAGAAGACGGGAUCGUCUGGAAACGUGCAGCGGGAGGCGAUGUACAUCAACAAGUCGCUCACCUUCCUGGAGCAGGCCAUAAUCGCCCUGGCGGACAAGAACCGCGAGCACGUGCCCUACCGCCAGUCCAAGCUCACGCACGCCCUGAAAGACUCAAUCGGCGGGAACUGUAACACGAUCCUCAUAGCGAACAUCUGGGGCGAGGCGUCACAGAUCGAGGAAACGAUCUCAACCCUACGGUUCGCCUCGCGGAUGAUGUGCAUCUCCAACGAACCCAGCAUCAACACCCGCUACGAUCCAGUCCUGAUGGUGAAACAACUGGAGCACGAGAUUCGUCACCUGAAACAAGAGCUCGCCAUGCACGAUACGCUGUCCAACAGGGCCAAAGUGUCCUACGACCCUCUCUCCGAAUCCCAGCUUGUCGAGUUGCAGAGACAAGUGCAUCUCUAUCUGAAGGAUGAUCUUGAUGAAAUCGAAAUUGUGAACAUCAGACAGGUUAAGGAGGUCUUCGCCAUGUUUAAGGGUGCAGUGAAGAACAUGGAAGGUGCCAUGGAGGCCAAGCUAAGGGAGAAGUACACCUUACUGGAAAAGGGUGAGGGAGUCGGCGUGGGGUUACAGGAAGGGGUUGGAGUCGACGGAAAAGGGGGACAAGUUGGGGAGUUGGAUGGCCAAGGGUUUGGUGUUGGCGUCGCACCCCCCUCAUCGAAAAUGGCUAACGCACCCAUCAUUGCAGCAAAGAAGCAGAAAGCGAAGAAAAGCAAGGAUCGAGCCAGUCCAACACAGCCCAAGGGUGUGGCGAGCCCAACUCCGAGCACCAGGGAGACACCGCAGGAGGAGUUAACUCCAGGGAAGCUGACUACAGGGGAGACCCUGUCUGCUAACGUCACCCCUGCCACGCCCCAUGCCCCGGCGCCGCGCCCCACCACGCCCCCUCCUCGCACCGAGGCCUUCGAGGAGUUCAAGAAAGAAAAGGGGAGCGAGAUCUACCGCAUCCUCUCCGAGAACAAGGAGAUCUUGGUCAACAAGAAGACGCUGUGCAAGAAGCUGGCGCAGUCGGUCAACGACACCAAGCAAGAGAUCGACAAAACGCGGCUGAUCAUCGAGCGGAAGCGAAACGAGCGCCUCGAGCAGGGCGAGUUCGUGGACGAGGAGGGAGAGACGAUCAUCGAUGAAGAUGAGUAUGAGCUGCUGAUGAAGCUGAAGGAUCUAAAGGCGGGGUAUCGCCGUGACUACGACGAGCUGCGAGCCGUCAAACAGGAGGUGCAGUACUGCCAGCGGCUGGUAGAGCAGUGCCGGCAGAGGCUCAUUCAGGAGUUCGACGCCUGGUACUCCGAGAGCUUCCUCGCCACAGACGACCCGAUCGCCAGCACGAUGGAGGGGAUCGGGAUACGCGCUGGAACGGUCAUCCGGAGUCGGGCGCCCUUGGAAGAUGAGCAAGAAAAAUUCGAGAGGCUCCAACAAGACUUGCUGGACCCUGAUGCAGCACCCUUCUACAAUGCCAAAGUCCGAACGGAAUGGAGGCAGACAACAAAUGCAGCGCAACGGCAGCCUGCGUCUUUCCGCAAACCGUGAAACAACAAAUUACUUAAAUAUAGACUUUUCAUACAAAAACUAGAAUUCUACACUGUCUGCUGCAUGCUCUGAUGUAAAAAUCUAUACCACAGGACUUAUUAUAAGCAGCAUAGCGAAAUACAAGAAUUUAGCUUGCUGGUAGUUUUCGUGUUUGGACAUCAGAUUUUAGAAGUCAAAUUUUAUCAAAGCCACAUGAUCUUAUUUACCUGAUUGUACAUAUGUGUAAAGUGACGUUUGUUGUCAUCCUGUUUACUUCAGUGUAAUUUUAUGUUACUAUUUUAGUCAAAGUAUUUCGUUCACAUCUAUGAAUAAGCAUAGAAAUCUGUUGCCUUGCAAGGCCCAUUUACAUUCAUACACAUAGCCUUCAUUGGCCUAUAUGAAGUCUGUAAUAUGUUUGCUAUCAACUAUGUGAAAUGAUAUCUUUGAGCAACUUUUCCUCCAUGAUAUAGCCACACCCAAUACUAUGUAUUUUGUCAUGAGUAUAUAAAAUAUGUUUAUGUUGUAUCUUUUAACAAAUAAUAUCUAGUGUUGAGAGACAAAAGAAAUAAAUUCUAUAUGCAAUA
Branchiostoma floridae (Florida lancelet) is the source of this 3058-nucleotide messenger RNA. RefSeq names its product kinesin-like protein KIF9. Gene Ontology annotation, molecular function: ATP binding; microtubule binding; microtubule motor activity. The record is from RefSeq and is a predicted model, not a curated record. The coding region runs from base 162 to 2495 and encodes 777 amino acids. Gene Ontology annotation, biological process: microtubule-based movement. Lineage: Eukaryota; Metazoa; Chordata; Leptocardii; Amphioxiformes; Branchiostomatidae. The transcript is spliced from 3 exons.